AUGUCCGAAGAAGAGCGAUUGAUUGCUGAGUUAGGCAAACCAAAAUUGGGUGAUAAACAUACUAUACGUGUCCGUAUCCGCGAAAGCAAAGAAUUCAAAAAUGCUGUUGAUAAAGCGUUAUAUAAAGCGAAUACGGCUAUUGUGGUUGGAACAUCGAGUUGGAUCGAGCAAUUCAAACAAGCGUUCAAUCCUAAAGAAGACGAUGAUGACGACGAUGAUGAGGACACCGGCAAUUCGAAAAGUGAUAAAGAAGAGCCUCCAACGUGCAAAGAUUAUAUAAUACAUUUCAUAACCUUUUUCUGGAAGUUUUUAUUCGCUUUUGUUCCGCCAACUAGUAUUGCCGGUGGUUGGGUUUGUUUUUGUGUAUCAAUUUUGAUUAUCGGAGGGUUAACUGCUAUUAUUGGUGAUUUAGCCGCACAUUUUGGAUGUACGGUUGGACUGACAGAUACAAUGACAGCUAUUGCUUUUGUUGCAUUAGGAACAUCGUUACCAGAUACGUUUGCAUCAAAAGUCGCUGCUGAACAUGAUAAAUAUGCUGAUAGUUCGGUAGGAAAUGUCAAUGGUUCGAAUGCGGUCAAUGUUUUCUUGGGUAUUGGUUUACCAUGGGCUAUGUCAGCAUGGUAUCAUUAUUUUAAACAGACGAGAUUCGAAGUGAAAGAGGGCUCAUUAGCAUUCAGUGUGACUUUGUUUUGUUCGUUUGCGGUCAUUGCUGUCAUUAUUCUAAUGCUAAGACGUUUGAAAGUUUUCGGCGGUGGGGAAUUAGGCGGCCCAUUGAAAUUUCGACUUAUUUCUAGUUCUUUAUUCAUAUUACUCUGGAUUGUUUAUCUGGUAUUGAGUGGCCUUGAAAACUAUUGUCAUAUUAAUGUUUAA
Adineta ricciae is the source of this 870-nucleotide messenger RNA. NCBI's taxonomy places the organism in Eukaryota, Metazoa, Rotifera, Eurotatoria, Adinetida, Adinetidae. The record is from the annotation of a GenBank genome assembly.